UUCCAGAGAUCGUGAAGGUAAAACUGUCGGAACGCCAGCAACGGGCGGCGCUCCUAAAACGCAGCUCCAGAGAGUGUGAAGAAGUGGAAACUGUCGGAACGCCAGCAACGGGCGGCGCUCCUAAAACGCAGUUCCAGAGAUUGUGGAAGUGGAAACUGUCGGAACGCCAGCAACGGGCGGCGCUCCUACAACGCAGUUCCAGAGAUCGUGAAGGUAAAACUGUCGGAACGCCAGCAACGGGCGGCGCUCCUAAAACGCAGUUCCAGAGAGUGUAGUAAUAAUAUACAAUAAAGUACGUGUGGUAGUGUGCAAUUCUAAAUAAAGAGCGAUUUGUAAAGAGCCCCAUAGUUUACAAAUUUAUUGUAACGAACCCUGGACACGGCGAGUAUACCUCAGCAAAUCAGAAGAAGCAGGGGCAGAAGAAAAGCUUCGUUACAAUUGGCGCCCGAGCAGGGACCCGGCAAAUCGUAUAACAUCAGGAAAAUGACAGAUCUUAUGUGGUUGGACAACGUAUCUAAGGAGCAACUAAUCUCCUUCGCAGAGAAUUUGGGCGUUGACCACAUAGGCACCACGCGGGAAAUUCGGAAGCGCAUAACUGCACUGGCAGCCAAGGCGCACGAGGACUCCGAAAUACAAGAGAAAUUGUUAAAAAUGGAAGCUGCAUACAAAGGAAAUGACUUCGCUUCACGAGACGAAGGCGAUCAGAAGACACCACUUCCACCAGAUCAAGGCAGAGGAACUGCGGACAUUUUCGCAGAAUCAUCACGACGACUACCGCCACCAAUAAGCAUGCCGAAUAGCGGCAUGUCGAUGCAACGGAGCCAGAUGCUUACAUUCGCACCUAUCAUCGACCAGGUGAGGAAGUGGUCCGUAAAGUACGACGGCGGGAGAGACCCAUUAGCGUUCAUCGAACGAUUGGAAGAGCUUUCCGAAGUAUACGUAAUAGACACAGACCUUCUUCCAAGAACCAUGCCCGAGUUACUGUGCGGUACCGCUCUCCAAUGGUAUCGCAACAACAACGAACAUUGGAGGAGUUGGAGUACCUUCAAAAGGGAUUUUUUGCGAUUCUUCUUACCAGCACGCUACUUCGAACGCCUCGAAGACGACAUACGGCAACGAAGACAACACGUGCGAGAAAAGUACAAAGACUACGUCCUCGCUAUGCAGAACCUAAUGAGACACGCUGGAUAUAAUCAGGAGCAGCGGUUGGAAAGGAUCUUCCGAAACAGCCACACCGAUUACCUACUCUACAUUCGGCGUCGAGAUUUCGAGACACUAGCCGAACUUAUCACGCUUGCAGAAGAAUACGAGAGCAUCCAUGAAGGACAUCGGAGAACUGUAGAGACGGCACGCCGCGAGAUGACGAGACACAUCAUAGGUGACCACGAGGUAAGAAAUACAUCACGGCCAGACCAUCCACCCGUCCAGUCCGCAUCAGCACGUUCGCAACAGCAGCACACGGUUUCUCAACACGAUACUACGGUAAACGCGCAUCACCAACAACCAUCCACGAACCCAACCUUUAUGCCUGGAAACACAUGCAGGAGAUGUGGCCAGGAAGGACACUACGCUAGGAGGUGCCGUAAUCCCAGAAAGAUAUUUUGCUGGGAGUGUGGUCGAGCGGAUGUGCUAACCAAAGAAUGCUGCGGCCAACGACAGGGAAACGGCCGAGGGUUCCGCCAGGAGAAAGGCGCGGCGGACCCACAGAACUCAGCGCCGACACGCCAACAAUUAUGCAUCAGGAACGCGGCCGGUUGUACGCCUUAAUCAAGCUUGGCGGAGAACCGGCGGAAGCCGUCAUCGACACCGGCGCCUCAAAAAGUUUCGUAUCGUCACGACUUGCAGAACGUAUGGACACGACCGGGAGUGGUAAGAAGGUUACCGUAGCCAUGCAAAUACAAAUGGCCGACGGUACCACCAGCAAGAUUUACGACGCCGUUGAAACCAACAUCCAACUCGGACAGUCAUCACUCCAAGCAGUGUUGCAUGUUAUGCCCGGUGCGAUUGAUGACGUCAUACUCGGGUUAGAUACACUGGGGAGUAUGGGAGCUAAGAUAUCCUGCGGAGGUCAUCAGGUAGUGCUGACAGCACCAGAUGCGCAGCAUACAGCGGCCUUCUACACCAUGCCACCAGAAAAGGUAGGCAACGCAACGGCAACUACACCAAAGAGCCGACUACAAAAAUCCAGUAGAACGAAGUGCAACAAAAGACGUAAACUAAAGUGCAGGAGGAUUAAUAGAGUCGAGCCUAGAUCGACCAUCAACGAGAGAAACGAAGCGGCCCGCAUACGCGACUUCUUAGCAGAAGAGCUUCAAAAAUUUGAAACCAUGAGUGGAGUGACGACAGUGGCGGAGCAUAAAAUCACUAUGACCGACAACCGCCCCAUCAAGCAACGAUAUUUCCCACGAAAUCCAGCGAUGCAAGCGGUUAUCAACAAUGAAAUCGAUGAGCUGCUAUCGA
Messenger RNA from Bactrocera oleae (olive fruit fly), 2460 nucleotides. The record is from RefSeq and is a predicted model, not a curated record. Lineage: Eukaryota; Metazoa; Arthropoda; Insecta; Diptera; Tephritidae.